Magnolia sinica is the source of this 954-nucleotide messenger RNA. RefSeq names its product stress-response A/B barrel domain-containing protein UP3-like. Lineage: Eukaryota; Viridiplantae; Streptophyta; Magnoliopsida; Magnoliales; Magnoliaceae. The transcript has a single exon. The record is from RefSeq and is a predicted model, not a curated record. Bases 16 to 876 code for a protein of 286 amino acids.
ACUCAUCUCGACAAGAUGCUCUCUCUUCUCACGACUCGUCCCCUCAAGCCUCUCUUCUCCCACUUCACUCAUUCUCUUCCCAAACUACCCCUCCCCAAACUCCAAAUCCCCAAAAUACCCUUCUCUCCGUCCCCCUUCAAACCCCUCCCUUCUCUCUCCCUCUCCCAUACCAGACCCGAACCCGCUUCCAGCUCCCGCCUCUUCUCCUCCGUCAAAAUGGCGUCAAAAACCAUCGAGCACAUCGUCCUCUUCCGCGUCAAACCCGACACCCACCCGUCAAAGCUCGACACCAUGAUUUCCAGACUCAACGGCCUCACAUCCCUACCGUCCGUUCUACACCUAACCGCGGGCCCCAUCUCCAAGAACAGAUCCCAAUCGUUCGAUUUCACGCACCUCCUCCACAGCCGCUACAAGACGAAGGAAGACCUCGCCUCCUACUCCGCCGAACCGGCGCACGUUAGCGUCGUCAAGGAAUCGGUCCUCCCCAUCUGCGACGACGUCAUGGGCUUUGACUGGGUGUCGGAUCUCGACGGCCCGAUCUCCCCGCGGCCCGGAUCUGCGAUGCGGAUCACGCUCCUGAAGCUGAAGGAAGGGUUAGGGGAUGGAGAAAAGGGAGAGAUCCUGACCGUUCUUGGGGGUAUCAAAGCUUCUUUUCCAGAGAUCGAUCAGAUCAGCUUUGGGGAGAACUUCUCGCCGGCUCGCGCCAAGGGGUUUACGGUUGGAUCGGUGUCGAUCUUCCCUGGAGUGAAGGAGAUGGACGGGCUGGAUGAGAAGGGGCAGAUGGUGGAGAUGGAGAAGGAGAAGGUCAGGAGCUUGCUGGAAAGCGUCAUCGUCUUGGAUUACGAGAUUCCGCUGCCGACGGCAGCCAGCCUUUGAUCGGAGAUCCGUUCGGUUUGAUUUUCCUUUUUUUCUGAAUUUUAUCUAGAAUAAUGAAUUUAUAAUUAUGGAAAUUAC